GGGGAAAGUUUUCUCUUCUGUAUUAGCGGCUUCCACGCCACUGCAGCAAACCGCAACACAAAAACGUAUCUUUAUGCCUUUCACAAGAAACGUAAGUAUACAUUAGCUACUUCGACUAUCACUCCAGUGUACUACAGUGUAUUUUUCAGCUGCUAACAUGUUGCUAUUUUUGCUGAAGUUGCGAAGAGUUGCAGACAAAAGAAACCGGCUAGCGAGUUUGCUAGCUAGCAACUAACGUUAGCUAGGCAUUGUGGGUCAAUCCUCCUUCUACUUGCGGGCUAUGUCUUACUAGCUUGUUCUUUGUCCUUUUGAACAGUUUGGUGGGUGUGGAGGCUUGGCACCUUGUUAGCCAAUUAGCUAGCUAGUUGUAAUGUAACUACCUGCAUAGAUGGCUAGUAAAUGAAUGCAUACAUAAUACUAUUAAAUUGUUUCAUUGUUAUUACAUAACAUGUUGAUUUUACACUGCUACUACUCGCUGUUUAUCUAUGCAUAGUCACUUUACCCCUACCUACAUGUACAAAUUACCUCGACUAACCUGUACCCCCGCACAGUGACUCGGUACCGGUACCCCCUGUAUAUAGCCUCGUUAUUGUUAUUUUAUUGUGUUACUUUUUGUUUAUUUAGUAAAUAUUUUCUUAACCAACAAUGCAGUUCAAGAAAUAGAGUUAAGGGCUUGUAAGUGAGCAUUUCACGGUAAAGUCUGUUGUAUUCGGCGCAUGUGACAAAUACAAUUUGAUUUAAUUAUAUAGUUUCAAGUUUGUCAAGGGCACAAGUACAGUGAAAUGCCUUUCUUGCAAGUUCCAAACCCAACAAUGUAGUAAUCAAUUUCCCGACACAAAUGAGUGAAACUAUUAUAAAGGACCUUUGAAUGUCAACGGAGUAUGGAAUUUCUUCAUUGGGCAAGGUUUAAGGCAACACUGUGAGACCUUUGUUCUCACGCACAGCCUUCAGAACAACUGACUUGCAUGUGACUAGACUUGGCAUUGGCGCAUUGAUCCUGCAGCAUUAUACAGCUAGGUAGCUAGUACAGCACUGCAGUAUAAUUGAAUUCAGUGUAAGAAACCUGGCGCUUUGAGCAUUUUUUCAAAAACUUCUCAUUUAAGUGUUUUUGUAUUACUUUGACUAUUGCUUACAUUGUAUGACUGAAUGACUUUUUUUCUUCAUAUGCUAAUGCUUGUUAAAAAGGAGUGAGGCUCCUGGAGCAUAGCCUACUAGACUCCACCCCAUUUGCUUUGGCACAUUGAGACGUGAAGUUCCAAACUGUAUUGAUUCACUGUUGAUUUGCUUUGCUGGGUCGUUCGUAGUCUUUCCAGUGAGCUGUCAGUCACCACCAUGUCUGCUGGAAACGCUAAAAUAGGCCAGCCGGCCCCACAGUUCAAAGCCACUGCUGUGGUGGACGGACAGUUCAAAGAUAUCCAGCUGUCUGACUACAUAGGUAAGGACUUUUGACUUUCUCUAAAUGACAAUUUAAUUGGCAGGUCAGUCGUUAACAGGUUACCAUCUAACUACAAAGUUGCCUAAACAUCAGAAUGUUACCAUGGUUACUCCAUGGAUAUCAGUCUGAAAGAGUCAAGUCUCUACACCCCAGAAUGUUAUAUAAAAUGAUGUUUGAGGUUACUUUACCGGUUGUACAUGCUGUUGGUCCUUUAGGCGGUAGCGGUAGGAGGUGGUGAUGGGGUAUCCACAUGAAAGUGUUGUUUACCUGGCCCCGGUAGGUCCAAAUGUAACCAGAAGUAGUCAACCAAAGCAAUGUUUCCUCGCAAUCAGCUGGAAGUGUUUGCCAUUUGGUCUGUGGUUCUGUUAGGCUCGGCCAUAUUGUGCAAGUGUUUGGCACGUGCGAAUUGCAUCAGUAUUGAAAAUAAAAACUGGAAGUACAAACUGUUAUACAGACCAGUGUACUGAAAGUCGGGUUAAUAACACUACUCUGUGGAUAUGUUGUCUCAAUUUUCCAUCAACAGAAGGACAAACUGCACAGACAACUGGUAGAGCAAGUUUAAAUGUAAUUUUAUUCAACAUUCUGGCUUGUAAGGACCAUUUACACAAUUUUGCACACAAAUGUCACAGGCUCUAUAUACCAAUUAAUUGUGUAUUACAGCCUGAUUAAUCAGACUAACUACCAAGGUAAGGAUCUUCAUCGUUACUGUCAAUUACAUCGUUGUCUUUAACAACCAUGCAGAACUACUCAUGAUGGCAGUUUUAACAAGGUCACUCAGCUGUGUGUGCCCAAAGUACUUAAAAAAUGAAAGUGAAUAUUCUGACUACAAUGUAAAUGUAACUCUCUGAUGUACUUGCAUCUUCAAAGGUGACUUACCUUCAAAAUAAUAGGCUGUAGAGUAGCAUGUACAAUAAUCUUCGUACCCAGAACCAAAUCAGCUACUCAGUGUUAUUGCUGUCCCUGAGAUUAGGCCUACAUGUACCCAAACAUACACACACACACUCUUCUGACUCCUCUCCUGCGUGUGUCCCCUCCAGGGAAGUAUGUGGUGUUCUUCUUCUACCCGCUGGACUUCACCUUUGUGUGCCCCACUGAGAUCGUGGCCUUCAGCGACCAGGCCGAGGAGUUCCGCAAGAUCGGCUGUGAGGUCAUCGGCGCCUCCACAGACUCUCACUUCAGCCAUCUGGCCUGGUAAGAACUGGUUUAGGCUUUUGAUCAUUUAAUUGUUCAAGUCUUUUCUAUUGAUGGGAACUUUAAAGGCAUGGAGAUAUACAGUAGGGUUAAAUAUUCUUGCACCUGACAGCACCUCGAUCAGAAUGGUCAAGAGGCUAACCUAUUUGAACCGAUAACAAAUUGUCAGUGUAAAAUGUUUUCCAGCUGUCCACAUCUGCCAAUUGUAAAACAUUUAAGCAGGCUUUUGAGUACACUCCCACCCUCUGGCUAUCUUGUCUCUGCCUGCUGUACUGCCUAGUGGUGAUAGGAGCCAUAGCUCUCAGCAGACUAACGGUCACUGGACUCAAUCCAACAAUGGUGUUACAAUCAUCCAUCUAUGUAGGUUACAUUUGCAUCAAUGGUUAAUUUACUUUGUUCACUAUUAUUGUGUGAAUGUCAGCCUUUAGAAUUCUUAAUUUGACUUUCUGUUACUAUGUGACGCUCACUACAUCCUUAAUGAAGCGUAAACAAGGGCUGUAUUUGAGGUUAUGGUAUGACGACAUUGUGCGCUUUCCCUUUCCCUCCCUAUAGGAUCAACACCCCCAGGAAGCAGGGUGGACUGGGACCAAUGAACAUCCCCCUGGUGGCUGACCUCACACAGUCCAUCUCCAGAGACUACGGAGUGCUAAAGGAGGACCAGGGCAUCGCUUACAGGUCAGUUAGUUACAACACUGCCAUCAGUAGUGUGUAUGUGAAGCCUCUGUAUGCAAGGUGCUAUUUGAAGUUUUAGUGUGCACUUGUAAGGUUAUUUUUAAAUGAAUGUGUGCAUGUUUAUGUGUAUGCUUCAUUUUGCAUUUGAUUCACCUCCAUGUUAGGUGACUCCUGUAUUGAUUCUAGCACAGUCUAUCACAGAUGCCCCAUGUGGCCUUCUGACCCUCUCACUGUCUGCUUCCUCUCUCUCCCUCCGUGUCUUCUCCCUCUCUGUCAGGGGUCUGUUUGUGAUUGACGACAAGGGCAUCCUGAGGCAGAUCACCAUCAACGACCUGCCAGUGGGCCGCUCUGUGGACGAGACCCUGCGUCUGGUGCAGGCCUUCCAGCACACAGACAAAUACGGCGAGGGUAAGCGACUAGCAGGUUUUACAUGUUUUUGCUACCUAGUUCUUACUUCAGGAACCAGCACAGGGCUCUACAGUGCGACCAUUUUACUCACAUAUGCGGCAAAAUAGUUUGCGCCACCUGGAACUUUGUGCGCCUACAUUUUUCAACUUUGUUGCACACGUGCUCCUUGUAAUAAAAAGUCUGCAUAGAGCCUGCAGCAUCUGGAUCUAGUCGCGUUGCUAUGCACAGGACAUUUCGGCAUGGUCAUUCAGUAAACCAACAGCUAACACUUUCUGUUUACAACACCUAUACAAUUUCAUUAGGCUAUUUUAUAUGGGAGCUCAGUUAGUUUAGAACAUGUGGAAUGUGUUUGGAAGAAUAUUCCAUGUCAGUGUGACUCAUCCUGGGCUUGUCCCUCUCUUCCUGGAAUAGUGUGUCCCGCUGGCUGGAAGCCAGGCAGUGACACCAUCGUCCCCGACAUCCAGAAGAGCAAGGAGUUCUUCUCCAAACAGUAACCACACAACGGAGCCUCAGGCUGUGUCCAAAAUGGCACCCUAUGUAGUGCAUAUGGACCCCGGUCAAAGGUUGUGCACUUUAGUGAAUAGGGUGCCAUUUCCGACCCACGCUCAGGCACUCCUGAGAUGUCCUAGCACUUACCUUCAGAUGGGAAGUCCCCCCCUUUAGCAGCAGUCUCUUGGCGUCCAACCCACACUUGUACAUCUUUAGUUCUAAAGAACUCGUUAGACUCCCACUCUUCUAUCUUGACAUUGUUACAAAAUCUUGUAUCUGUAUGACAAACUACUGGUGGAAACAGUCUCUUCUAGUCCCAAGCACUGAAAGUGUUUUGUUUUUUCUCCUUUAUCUCAAGUGUUAGAAAAACAU
Coregonus sp. 'balchen' is the source of this 4567-nucleotide messenger RNA. Lineage: Eukaryota; Metazoa; Chordata; Actinopteri; Salmoniformes; Salmonidae. The record is from the annotation of a GenBank genome assembly.